AUGUUUGUGAUUUUGUUCUUAUUGGGUGUCGUAACUCUGUUUUACGUUUGGUUAAAAUGGCAUUAUACAUUUUGGAAAAGAAAUAAGGUUGCGGGACCAAAGCCAACUUUAUUCGUCGGCAAUAUUGGAAGCUCGUUAAAUUUUUCCGAACAUUGGGGAGUUAUCACAACUGAUUGGUAUAGAGAAUACACAAAUGAACCUUACAUUGGAUAUUACAAAUUAUUCAAACCGGCCAUUCUGGUUCGCAAUCCCGAUCUCAUCAAAGACAUUAUGAUCACAAACUUCAACAGUUUUCGCAAUAAUGAUAAAGCCCUUAGCAAGAAACAGAAUCCCUUGUUGGCAACGAAUCCCGAAUUCAUGCAGGACGAGGAGUGGCGAGAAGGACGAAAGAUGAUGUUGAAAUUAUUUACACAAAACAAAAUUAGAAGUAUAAUACCGGUGAUGGAUAGUGUUGGAGCUGAUUUUGUAAAAUAUAUCAAAUCAUUCCCAGCUAAUACCGAUCUCAACGCAAAAGAAAUUUCAGUUCAAUUUACAACCGAGAAUGUAAUAAAGUGCACAUUUAGCAUCGAUCCCGGAUGCUUCAACAAAGAACAAGAGUCUGAAUUUUUGAAAGCUGGAAAAAAAGUGUACACUCCAUCAUCUUUGGUUGCGCUGAAAUUUUUGUCGCUAGAAUUCAUGCCAAAAUGGGCAAUGGAUAUUAUUCCAAACAGUUUUCUUUCAGCAUCAGUAGAUCGGUUGUUUCGAACUUUAGUUGAAACAAACAAAGCAUCUCGAUCGAAAAAUUCCCAACGCCAGGACAUUCUGCAAAUAUUGCUGAAGCUGCAAGCCAAACAUAAUUUCGACGAUACUCAUUUAACAGGACAUACACUGUCGUUAUUUGUUGAAGGCAGAGAGACUUCAAGUACACUAUUGUCCUAUGCAAUGUAUGAAUUGGCGUUGAAUACGCAUUGCCAAAAAACGGCUCUGGACGAAAUAACACGAGUUCUAUCGAAGUAUGAUGGCCAAAUAACUGUAGAAGGGCUUCGGGAGAUGAUCUACAUCAAUGGUAUUUUGUAUGAAGCAAUGCGAAUGCAUCCACCAUCGAUGGUGAUGGCUAAGAUAUGCACUCAACGCUAUACGCUGCCCAGAACUAGUGCACAAUCCGAACCGAUCACGAUCGAUCCGGGAACGGUCGUUAAUAUAAAUAUAGCGGGUAUUCAUAUGGAUCCAAAAUACUAUCCAAACCCACAGGAGUUUAUACCGGAACGCUUCAAUGAGCUAGAGCAACUUUAUCGUCACAAAGGCACCUUUCUAGGAUUUGGAGAGGGUCCGCGUAUUUGUCUUGGUCAGCGCUUCGCCAUCACUCAAGUAAAAGUUGCACUCGUCCACAUAAUUCAGAAUUUCCACAUCAAACGGUCACCAAACCAAAAGCCAAUUGUUAUUGAUCCACAAACAUUGGUGUCGUUUCCAAGGGAUGGAAUUCUAGUUCGACUUAAAACUCGUUAAAAUACGUUCAUUGUAUUCAAAGCAUUUAUAGUGAUGAAUAAUUAUUCAUCUUCAUUAUAAUUAUAAUAAGCCACAUCAUCACUUGAAAUAACAAGAAUCAACAUUGAAUUGUCAUAUAAAUUUGUCGAUUCAUGAAACAUCUGAGAUUCGUCAGGACCAUAUCAUCUCAAUUGACGGGAAUAGAACCAUAUCGUAUGUUUAUAAUCGUACCACGUGCAGUAGUAUAAAUAUAUAUGUCUAUACACGCGGUACAAUAUCAAUUGCUUGCGACCUUAUCCGCAUAGUGUUUAUGACGUAAUCUAUGGCCAAAUUAAUUGAAAGAAAUUCAGUGUAUGGGUUUUAAAAUUACGUUUAUUAUUCUAUAGAAUAAGAUUUUUUGACUUUGUAUGCAAUAUUUUGUUUAUUUCAUGUGAAAUAUCCAGGGAUCGAAAACGGUUUGACGUUUCUCAUACAAACCGAUUUCGGAACGGUUUCACUGCUUUGCUCUCUGUUCAUCGGAGCGAACCGUAUCAAGCGGAACCAUUUUUCAGAACGUUCCGAAUGGUUUUUGGUCAUUUUAAAAUUUCAAGUUCAACUUAAGAUCAGAUUAACUGAAUUAAUUUUAAAUGAUAAUAAAAACCCUUUAAGAAUUCUAUUUCUGUUAUUUCCUCUAGAGCCCUUUCCUGACUGUGCAAACGCCAACUCGUUUAAUAUCAAAGACAGAAAUUCUCUGACCGGUCCACUACUUAACAACGAAAUGCUCGUCCAACCAACGUCCGAAACAGUGGUUGCAACGGAAAUUUUUCGGGACUUUCUCGGGAAAAAAUUUUUCUUCCCACAAAUUGUUAAAGAAAAUUUAUCUUUGCCCGAAAAAGUCCCGUUACGACCGAUAGGACUCCUAAACGAGAGAUAAGGUCGAAUUUCAAUGCUUUUUUUUAGCUCUUAGUACAAUAAAACAAGCUAUUUUUUGGAUGACUUUGAAUACAAGCUUGUUGAAAACAUUAUAGUAACGUAUUACUUUACUAAUACUAAUGUCUAACUUGUCAAAUCAGUCUGGAGCGAGUAGUUUAUCUAUCUAUAUAUAUAAAGCUGAAUGUUUGUAUGUAUGUAUUAUAUCGAAACACCAAAUUCAUUUUUCAAGUGAUUUUGAGCUUGGGAAAAAUUCGAACUCAUUUUCGAAAAUGUUCAAACAUAUUUUUCAGAACGCCAAAUUGAACAUGUUUGUGCCUGUAUUUCGGCUAUGUUGAACAUACUACGACUACUUCUUCUUCGUAGCUCUCACUGAAAUGAGUUGUACUGUGAACUGAAUGUGCGAUUCUAAAGCCCUGCAAAGCAUUAUAUUUAAAAAAAAAAUGCCAACAGCUGUAAUAUGUGGCUAAGAGAGAAAGAGCCUACUUUUUUUCUAUUUUAUUUUGAAUAAAUGUUGUUCAUAGUAGCGUAGUUUUUGUAGAAUGUCAUGACACCGAUUAAAUUAUUUAAAUGCAA
Molecule: messenger RNA, 2949 nt
Organism: Sitodiplosis mosellana (orange wheat blossom midge)
Lineage: Eukaryota; Metazoa; Arthropoda; Insecta; Diptera; Cecidomyiidae
Product: probable cytochrome P450 6a13
Exons: 7
Coding region: 1-1485 (494 amino acids)
Molecular function (GO): monooxygenase activity; heme binding; iron ion binding
Source: RefSeq, a predicted model, not a curated record